Alligator mississippiensis (American alligator) is the source of this 2831-nucleotide messenger RNA. RefSeq names its product zinc finger protein 397. The transcript is spliced from 5 exons. Gene Ontology annotation, molecular function: DNA-binding transcription factor activity, RNA polymerase II-specific; RNA polymerase II cis-regulatory region sequence-specific DNA binding. Bases 254 to 1942 code for a protein of 562 amino acids. Gene Ontology annotation, biological process: regulation of transcription by RNA polymerase II. NCBI's taxonomy places the organism in Eukaryota, Metazoa, Chordata, Crocodylia, Alligatoridae. The record is from RefSeq and is a predicted model, not a curated record.
CUGCCCUGCCCGCACCCCGACCCGCGGCCCGGCCGAGGCGGGCGGUGUUCCGGGGAGGAGCUGGGCUGAGCCGCGGCCCCUUCCCGUCCCGCCUCUUCCUCCUGCUUCCCUGAGAGCCCGGAGCCGCCGGCGGUGGGCCAGGGGACAGACGCUGCCGACAGGGGACAGACGCUGCUUACAGGGUCCAGGAGCGAGUGGAGAGACAACGAGAGCACAGGCCCCACACUGGGCUGAAGCCUCCCCUGCAGAGAACAUGGCUGCUGAGCUAGGGCCUGCACCCAUGCCAGCCCCCAGCCUGCCUCUCCCAGCCCUGCUGAAGACAGAGGAAGGGGACCCAGUAGCCCCUGCACCUGGAGCAAGAGCCAAGGAGAAAGUCUUGGGUGUCGUUCAAGGAGGGACCAGCAGGAGGUCCUUGAGAUGGGCAACACCCCAGCAGAUCAAGCAGGAGCUGCAGGAGGAGCCAGUCCAAGGCUGGGAGGUGGCACAGGACCCACCAUUCUCUGCUGAAACUGUGCCGGUCCCGGUUCCCCAACAACCACUGGAGCUGGUGUCAGGGGAUGACUCUCCCACCCUGGAGGCACGGCGCCAGAGCUUCCGCAGCUUCUGCUACCAGGAGGCCGAGGGGCCGCGGGAGGUUUGCAGCCGUCUACAAGAGCUCUGCCAGCGCUGGCUGGAGCCCCAGCACCGCAGCAAGGAGCAGAUCCUGGAGCUGGUGGUGCUGGAGCAGUUCCUGGCCAUCUUGCCCCAGGAGAUGCAGAGCUGGGAGUGGGGGCGCGGUGUAGAGACCUGCGCCGAGGCUGUGACGCUGGCUGAGGGGUUCCAGCUGGGGCAGGCGGAGGAGGACGAGAAGCUGCAGGUCACAGUGUGUGUGAAGGUUGAGGAGGCAGCGUCAGACAAGAUGGUGCCGGGGGGGGCAUUGUGGGAGCCUCUUGACUCCUGCCUGGAGCACCCGCAACCCCAGCCUUUGCAUGGGCCCCAGAGGGAGGCCGGAUGGAGCGGGAGCCUGGGGCCUCGGGGCGAGCCACCUCGCAUCCGCAAAGACCAGGCCCAGCCCUGCCAAGCAUCAGGCUCCCCCGGCACAGAUGAGACCUGGGACUCAGCCGAUGAAAGCACCUCAGGCUGGUUCCCCAGACCAAGCUCUUCCCCGGAAGCAGGUGCCAGGACCCUGGACAGAGCUGAGGAAGGGCCCAUGGGCGAGGCCCCUAGGGGAAAGCAGGACCUGGCUUCCAAGACCAAUCCCAAGCGCCACCCCUGCCCCAAGUGUGGGAAGCUCUUUGACUGCCCGUCGCGCUUGGCGCUGCAUGACCGGCUGCACACUGGGGAGAAGCCGCACGGCUGCCCUGACUGUGGGAAGAGCUUCACCCGGCCCUACGACCUGGCCAUCCACCGCAAGGUGCACUCGGGCGAGAAGCCCUACGGCUGUGCUGAGUGUGGCCGGAGCUUUGCUCGCUCCGACACACUGGCAUCGCACCGCAAGAUCCACUCACUGGAGAAGCUAUACCGCUGCACUGACUGCGGGAAGCGCUUCACGCAGCGUGCCGGCCUGGCCUCCCACCGCAAGUUCCACUCGGGCGAGAAGCCACACCGCUGCCCCGACUGCGGCAAGAGCUUCGCCCUCUCAGAUGCCUUGGCCACCCACCGCAAGAUCCACUCAGGGGAGAAGCAGUACCGCUGCACCCAGUGUGGCAAGAGCUUUGCCCAGCCUGCCGGCCUCUCCAACCACCGCAAGUUCCAUUCGGGAGAGCGGCCGCACCGCUGCGAGGAGUGUGGCAAGUGCUUCGUGCGCCGCCCUGACCUGGCCCGGCACCAGCGCAUUCACUCAGGGGAGCGCCCCUUCUGCUGCCCCAUCUGCGGGAAGGGCUUCAUUGAGGCUGGCCGCCUGACACAGCAUCGACGCAUCCAUAUACGGGAGCAGCUCCUCCACCCCUGGGAGCCAGUGUAGUUCUGCCUGUGGUCGGGAGAGGGCAUUGGGGGCACCUCCACUCUCAGCACCCACCAGGGCUGUGCCCGUCCCACCCAUGCACCAGGUGCAGGAAGACAUUUUCCCUGCCCUGAUCCCUCCCGAGGUGGUGCCAGACCCAGCAGGCAGACCCUGGGCUUCAAUGAGGAGCUUCUGAGCUGCAGGGAGUUAGCUUAGGGAAGUGUUUGCUGAACCUCCUUUUUACCCCCUCAUACCAUAUUGACUUGAAUUUAAGGCGACCUCCUCCCUUCCAUAAUUAGAUGCCGUAGGUGGAAAAAUAUAUUGUGUUAUAAUCAGGGUUCCGGGUUUUCCGUUUCCCACAGGAAAACAGAGAAAACUACAGAUUUCCCAUUUUUAUCAGAGAAAAUGUGGAUUUUACCUUUUAGCCUACUGUCCCCUGCCAGCCUGCUUCCCUCCCCCACGACCCAACUUGGCUGGGGACAGAGGAGCCGCAGGGAGAUCUCACCACUGCUCGCCCAGCACUGCCCCAGUGAUGUGCUUCCUGUGCGUGGGGCUGCACCCCUGAAUGCAGUGGCAGGUGCAGGAGGCACAUCAGGGCAGCAGCAGUGAUCCCCAUGCAGCCCCGCUGUUCCCAGGUGCGCGGGGUCAUGCCUGCGGGACUGCAGAGGCCCCACGGGAUGGAAACAGGGCUGGAGCUCAAGCCCUCAACCUGCCCCACACACAAAUCUGGUUGCAUGGGUCCCCUCCUGGCCCCCGGGAGUGCGUGUGGUGGUGGGGAGCCACCCUGCCUGAGCCUGCAGCAGGCAGCAGGGGGGAGCAGGGGCAGGGGGCUGUGGACCCGGGUCUGUAGCCCUGGCAGCUGGAGGUACUAGCAAGGCUGUGGGGGGGGAUCAAGAGGCACAAGCAGGGC